This is a messenger RNA of Naegleria gruberi, 924 nucleotides long. RefSeq lists its product as uncharacterized. Gene Ontology annotation, molecular function: protein binding. Lineage: Eukaryota; Heterolobosea; Eutetramitea; Acrasida; Naegleriidae. The transcript has a single exon. The annotation marks the transcript as partial. The record is from RefSeq and is a predicted model, not a curated record.
CCAACUUUGAAUUCGACAUUUAUGGGUCAUUCAGAACUUGUAACAGGUCUUGAUUUCAGUCCGGAAGGUUCUAGAUUGGCCUCUGUUGGUAUGGACUCGAGUCUAUUCUUGUGGAAAAUUAAGGGAAGCAUGUUUCCUUUGAAAUAUGUACAUCAUGAACUCGGAGGAGUAUAUUGUGUCAAAUUCUCUCCAGUAAUACACGAGGGAAAUCACAUGAUUGCAACAGGAGGAAAUGACAGACAUAUCAGAAUAAUGAAAUUAGGUCUUGAAGGAACUGACACUGCUGUUGAUGCUCAUAGUAGACCACACGAAUCUUAUGUAAUCAAGGGUCACGAGGGAGCUAUUAAUGACAUUUCUUUUGACAAGACUGGAAAUUACCUUCUGAGUUGCUCAUCCGACAACUCAACUCGUCUUUGGUCUUUGGAGUAUUGCCAAUAUGUAAACUCAUAUUUGGGUCAUUCACUUCCUCCUCUAAGUUGUGACAUUUCGUAUGAUGGAAGAGUUUUAGUGACUGCUGGAAGAGACAGAUCAAUUAAACUAUUCGAUGCAAACAGUUCAUCAUGCAUUGUUGAUUUGAGACAGCAUAACGAUUAUAUUAAUAAGGUGAGAUUUUCUCCAGAUGGAACUAGCUUAGCUAGCUGCUCAAAUGACAACUCGAUUCGUUUAUUUGAUUUAAGAUAUUCUGGAAAGCCAUUGCAAAAAUUUGAAGCUCAUAACUAUCCUGUCACUGGCAUUGAUUUCCAUAGAAGUGGAAACUACUUGGUAUCAACUGGUGAGGACAACACAAUCAAAUUGUGGAACCUUAUGCAUGCACAAUUAAUGUAUACUAUUAGUGGUCAUUCAAACUCAACUCAAUGUGCUAGAUUUUCCAGUGAUGGCCAUUACUUUGCUACUGGUGGGGCUGAUGCCAAUGUUUUAUUGUGG